Molecule: messenger RNA, 12183 nt
Organism: Tribolium madens (black flour beetle)
Lineage: Eukaryota; Metazoa; Arthropoda; Insecta; Coleoptera; Tenebrionidae
Gene: Dhc36C
Product: dynein axonemal heavy chain 7
Exons: 42
Coding region: 99-12047 (3982 amino acids)
Biological process (GO): microtubule-based movement
Cellular component (GO): dynein complex
Molecular function (GO): dynein light intermediate chain binding; minus-end-directed microtubule motor activity; ATP binding
Source: RefSeq, a predicted model, not a curated record
GUUUUAUUGAAAGGUGAUUUAUUUAGCGUYAUUAAUCUGUUCUUUUUUAGAAAACCGCAAAUAAGUGCUUAGUUAUGUCACCUUCGGUUAUUUAAAACAUGGGUUCCCGAGGCAGAGAUAUUGAAAAAGAGCGACUGUUAAAAAGAAUUGCAGAAAAAAGGGCACGGUUGGAAGCUAGAGGCGAUCUUAAUAUUAAAGUCCCACGAUUAACCGUUCCUUCGGAUUUUAAUAUUCAAGAUCGCAAUGUAUUUUCAUUACCUCCUGAAAUUUUACGACCGGUUAUAGCUUCUUCUUAUCCCAAAUAUCGGAAAAAAGUAGCAGAGCAAAAGAAAAGAGAUGAACAAUUAAAAAAUAAGUUGAAGUCGUAUACUGAGUUGCGAAAGCAAAGAGAAGAAUUUAGAAAAAGACUUGUCGAUUUAAUUGUCAAUAAAGACGAUGAUGCUGUUGAUCCAAACCAAAUACCAUCAGCAGAUGAGCGAGAAAUUUUGCGCUACUACUAUUACAUCAAAUAUGGUGUUGAUACAAUACAUGUAGCUCCAUUAGACGUUAAAGUGUUAAAUAGGGUGUUAGCAUUAGUUCCUAGAAAAUUAAKGAAAUGGGAGCAAACUCUAGAAGCUUCCAUCGAAGACAUGAAAACUGAUUUCAUGAUGGCGGUUAAAAAAGCUAUAGUCGACUUUGUCCUCCAAGACCCAGCGUUUGUAAAAGUUGUAUCUGAAACAGAAUCGCCACAUAAAAAAGAAUUGAAAGAUAUGGUCUUAACAGUAAAAACUGUCAUACAAACGGCUAAAGCUAAAUUGGAAAGAGAUCUUCAUGUCAUAAAUCCUUGUUUGGCCGCCAUCUUGGACAUUUGGUAUAGCAGAUUUAGAAAACUUCGAUUGGUCGACACGAAAGAACUAAUGGCUCACGAAGGCGCGUUCAGUCUCGAAGAAUUUAAAUGGACAAUCAACAACCAAAUCGAUGCUUGCAAACAAACACUUAUGAACGACUACUACGCUGCUGUGACUGACGUUUUUUUAAAAGGCAGUAAAAAGAAUUUACUUCCAGAUCCAGCAAAACCGAAAAGGAUGAAAUCUUUUUAUAACGCUGUAGCGACAAUAAUGACAUACAAUUUACAAACUCUUUGUCUGAAAUCAUUAUACGACUACAUUAGCUAUAUUACUGACAUUAAAUAUUCGAAUAAAGGAUUUAUAAUUCAUUUACAUCAGAAAGUCAAUACGUUAGUGUUUGAGCCUCCAUUUAAACAUUUUACUGAUGCUUUACUCAAUGUUAUUGACUUUAUUAUCGAAGCUGUAAUGACAGUACCGAGGUUGGAAUGUCGACUUUAUUUAGAUGCGGGUCAAGAGGUUUAUUUAAAACCAACGAUUCCGGAACUUACUGUCGAAAAUUACCGUCAACGAAUUAGAGAUUUAUUAGAGAAUCAGAGAAUUGGACCGGAACUACGUGUUCAAGAUUUUGAUGAGUAUAUGCCACUGAUAAACGGAGAAGACGAAGAAUGGAUUACUAAGUUUUUAGCUGAAGAUCGAUCAUUUGAUGAAUAUGUUGAAGAAAUAUUGCGUUACAAACAAAUUAUUGAUGAAAUUCCGAUUGUCAAAGAACACAUUAUUACGAUGGAGAUGUAUAAUAUGGAACGAUUUGAAAUGAUUAAAGCUCUUGUAGCAGCCGCUGAAAAUUUUAAAGAUAUUCUAAUCAAACGUUGUACUAAAGAUUAUCAAUCUUUGUGCAAAGCACUUGGUGAAGAAUAUCAGGCUAUAGCUGAGAAAGCUCUCAAAACGCCUGCAAAUACUGCCGAACUAAUGGCUUUAAUUCGGUUUGUUGAAGAUACUGAAACCACCACCCUUCCUGAAAUGGAAGACCGGCUUAGAAUUGUCCUGAAAUACAUGUUAUUCCUAUCGGAUCAUGCCAUAUUUACCCCUAUUGAAAUGAAGCAAAACAAUAUCACUUUCUUAUGGUAUUUGCGAAUGCCUAAAGUUGUUGAAGAACACAGACAACUGGUCGACGUUAAAAUGGAAGAAUUCCAAGCCUCUUUAGCUUCAAGAAUCCAAAAGUUUGUUGAUGACUUGCAACUCUAUGCCAAAAUGGUUGACGAGCUUCAACAUAAUGGGAAUAUUGACGACUUGCCUCGAUAUCACAAGAAAGCAACUCAACUUGAUAACAGAUUGAUUACAGCAAUGGAAAAAAUUGAUGCUUUUAAUGAAGAAGAGGCUGCUUUCGGUUUCGAAUUAUCUCAGUAUCCUCUUAGAAAACAAACUCAUGAUAAGUUGACACCUUAUAAGAAAUUAUACGAUAACUCAAUGGAGUUUUUGACAAAAUACGAAUUGUGGAUGAAGUCACAAGUCGGAACCUACGAUCCGGAAGAAAUAGAACAGGAUGUAGCUCAGUGUUAUCGAAAUGUUUAUAAAUUGGAGAAAGUAUUUUCAGAUCGACCGACAACACAGCAAUUGGCUACCACUGUGCGAACUCAAAUUGAAGAAUUCAAAGAGCACAUGCCAAUUAUACAAACACUUGGAAAUCCGGGAAUGAAACCUCGGCAUUGGGAGAAGAUUUCGGAAAUUGUUGGUUUUCCAAUUAAAGUCGACUCUGAGCUUACUCUUGAGAAAAUUAUCGAUUAUGGCCUUGAUGAGUAUAUUGACAAGUUUGAGGCAAUAUCUGAAGCCGCAACUAAGGAAAAUAACCUCGAAAAGAAUUUGAGUAAGAUGAUGACCGAAUGGCAGGACAUGGAAUUUGUUGUUCAUGCGUACAGAGACACUGGUACUUAUAUUUUGUCAGCAGUUGACGAUAUACAAGUCUUGCUGGACGAUCAUAUUGUCAAGACACAAACGAUGAAGAACUCACCUUAUAUCAAGCCAUUCGAGAAAGAAAUUCUUUCAUGGGAAGCUAAACUUCAACUGCUGCAAGAGAUUUUGGAUGAGUGGUUGAAAGUGCAAUCAACAUGGAUGUACUUGGAACCAAUAUUUAGUUCACCAGAUAUUCAGCAACAAAUGCCAGAAGAGGGAAGACGGUUCAGUGCUGUUGACAAAAUUUGGAGAGACUUGAUGAAAACAGUCAAUGCUGAUUGCAAAGUCUUAUCUGUGGUCGAAAUCGAUAAAAUGCUUGAACGUCUCAAGAAGUGCAAUAGUCUCUUGGAGAUGAUUCAGAGAGGCUUGAAUGACUAUUUAGAGAAAAAGAGACUCUAUUUCCCYAGAUUUUUCUUUUUGUCUAAUGACGAAUUGUUGGAAAUAUUGUCWGAAACCAAAGAUCCAACAAGGGUACAACCACACUUGAAGAAGUGCUUCGAGGGAAUUGCCAAACUUACCUUCACUGAAGACUUAGAUGUGACUGAGAUGAAGUCGAGUGAAGGUGAAAUUGUACCACUUGUGGAUGUGAUUCAGACGAGUCUUGCUCGAGGUCAAGUAGAGAAGUGGUUAGUUGAAUUGGAAACAGAUAUGAAGAAAUCUGUUCACAAAAUGGUGCAUGAGGCACUUAAGGAUUAUGUAAAACGAUCGAGAGAACAAUGGGUCUUAGUAUGGCCAGGCCAAACUAUACAAUGUAUUUCUAUGACUUACUGGACUUUGGAAGUCCAUAAAGCUAUUGAAACUAGCACCGAAGCUAUGAAAGCUUAUUUGGAGAAAUGUACGGAGCAAAUCGGAAAAAUUGUGGAUCUUGUUCGUGGGAGACUAAAUACUCAAAACCGGAUUACACUUGGAGCUUUGGUUGUCUUAGAUGUUCAUGCCAGAGACGUUUUAGCAGAAAUUAUACAACUAGGUGUAAAAAAUGUUAGCGAUUUUAAGUGGUUGUGCCACUUGCGUUACUAUUGGGAAGAGAACAACCUAAAAACUUCAAUGAUUAACUCGACUUUGAAAUACGGUUACGAAUAUUUGGGUAAUACCACAAGGCUAGUUGUGACACCAUUGACAGAUCGGUGUUAUCGAACACUAUUUGGAGCUUUGCAUCUUCACUUAGGUGGAGCUCCAGAAGGACCAGCUGGAACCGGCAAAACCGAAACCACAAAAGACUUAGCUAAAGCAGUAGCUAAACAAUGUGUCGUUUUUAACUGUUCCGAUGGUCUUGAUUACAUCGCUUUAGGUAAAUUCUUCAAAGGUUUGGCAUCGUGUGGUGCUUGGUCUUGUUUCGAUGAAUUUAACAGAAUCGAUUUGGAAGUACUUUCAGUAGUAGCACAACAAAUUUUGACCAUUCAAAGAGGUAUCAACUCGGGUAACGAAAAACUGUUCUUUGAGGGAACAGAACUAACUCUUGACCCAACUUGCGCUGUUUUUAUCACAAUGAAUCCRGGCUAUGCCGGCAGAUCUGAAUUACCAGAUAAUUUGAAAGCUCUAUUUAGAUCUGUAGCUAUGAUGGUGCCUGAUUAUGCCUUAAUUUCGGAAAUUGAGCUUUAUGCUUCUGGUUUUCUUACGGCUAAGCCUUUGGCUGUCAAAAUUGUUGCGACUUAUAGGCUUUGUUCAGAACAGUUAUCCUCUCAAUGUCAUUAUGAUUAUGGUAUGAGGGCUGUUAAGUCGGUUUUGAGGGCCGCAGGAGCGUUGAAAUUGCGCUAUCCUGAAGAGCAGGAAGACAUUCUAGUUCUCAGGUCCAUUAAGGAUGUUAAUUUGGCCAAGUUCUUAAAUAUGGAUGUACCUCUAUUUCAAGGCAUUACCUCUGAUCUGUUUCCUGGUGUUAUUUUGCCAGAACCUGACUACGUUAUCAUGAACCAAGCAGUUGACGAUGCUUGCAAAGCUGCAAAUAUUCAGAAUACACCAUUCUUCUUAGAGAAGGUUCAACAAUUAUACGAAAUGAUUAUUGUUAGGCAUGGGUUAAUGAUUGUGGGUUUACCAUUUGGUGGUAAAACAACGUCUUACCGAAUUCUUGCCGAAGCUUUGGCUCUUAUUGAGGAGAGAGGUGGUAUGGAUGAACAUAAAGCGAUCUAUACAGUAAUGAACCCAAAAUCUAUCACAAUGGGUCAACUGUAUGGUCAAUUCGACCCUGUAUCGCAUGAAUGGUCAGAUGGGGUUUUAGCUGUGAGUUUUCGUCAAUUUGCUAUGUCUACAACUGACGACAGAAAAUGGUUAAUUUUUGAUGGUCCUGUGGACGCAGUUUGGAUAGAAAAUAUGAAUACUGUCUUGGAUGAUAAUAAAAAAUUGUGUCUCAUGUCUGGCGAAAUUAUUCAAUUAGCAAACACGACAAACUUGAUUUUUGAACCAAUGGACUUAGAAGUGGCUUCUCCUGCUACUGUUUCUAGAUGCGGAAUGAUUUAUAUGGAGCCAGCGUCUCUAGGAUGGGAACCUCUUCUAUUAUCRUGGCUCAACAAUCUACCUCCAUUCAUUAAUACAGAUUUUUAUAAAACAAUGAUUAAGACUUUAUUUGUGAGAUUUUGUAAUCCACUGUUAUGGCUGUUGCACAAAGGCGGAUUAAAAGAAAUUGCAUCAACUUCUCAAACAAAUUUACUGAAAGCUACAAUGAAUUUAUUUGAUUGUUUCAUGGAUGAUUUUCACGACGAAAAAUACCGUGAGCAAGUCAGCGAUUUGGAUGUAAGAGCACAAAUUGAAGGUUCUUUUUUUUUCGCUUGCAUCUGGUCAAUGGGUGGAACUUUAGAUGCGGCCAGCCGACCAAAAUUCAAUCUACUUUUCCGCGCGUUAUUAGAGAGGGAAUUUCCCGAGAAAGUCCGUGAGGAAUUACACAUUCCUUUCGAAAUCGCCAAACCUGAGAAACCGUACAUUUUUACGAUACCAAUCGGGGAAACAGUGUUCGAUUAUCGAUACAUAAAAGAGGGUAAAGGAAAAUGGAAACUUUGGUCUGAUGAAUUGGCAUCAGCCCCGCCAAUUCCCAGAGAUAUUCCUGUAAAUCAAAUAAUCGUCCCCACUGUGGAGACUAUCAGAAAUAUCACAAUAAUGCAAUUACUGGUGCAACACCAAAAAGCUAUGAUGAUUAUUGGUCCGACGGGAACCGGAAAAUCGUGUUAUGUUACGGAUUUCCUGCUGAAAAAGAAUGACACAAAUACAUACAAACCCGUUUUUAUCAGCUUUUCUGCCCAAACCACUGCUAAUCAGACACAAGACAUAAUUAUGGCAAAAUUAGACAAACGAAGGAAGGGUGUUUUUGGCCCUCCGGUUACUAAAAAAUGUGUCAUUUUUGUCGACGAUGUUAACAUGCCCUUGAAAGAGGUGUAUGGGGCGCAGCCGCCCAUCGAGUUGCUAAGACAAUGGUUUGAUCAUGAAAUGUGGUACGACAGGAAGGAAAUCGUCCCCAUAAAACUCGUAGAUAUACAGUUUAUGUGUGCUAUGUGUCCCCCCACUGGAGGUGGAAACACAAUCACACCUAGAUUUUCAAGGCAUUUUAAUCAUUUAUGUAUCGACGAGUUUCAGGAAAAUGUUUUGAUUCAUAUUUUCAGCAAAAUUAUGUUGUGGCAUCUGGAUACGAGGGGAUUUUCGAAGGAGUUCGACCCGUGCAUUCAACAGAUCGUCCUGGCGACUCUCGACAUCUACAAAAUGGCAAGGGCCAAUUUGCUCCCAACACCGGCGAAGUCGCAUUACCUGUUCAAUUUGCGAGAUUUCUCCAGAGUCAUACAAGGCGUUCUUUUGUCGGUUCCCGAGGCCAUGGAGGACUUGGUAGCGAUGAAACGUCUGUGGGUCCACGAAGUAUUGCGGGUGUAUUACGACCGCUUGGUCGACGACACGGACAGAUCAUGGAUCGUAGAGGCUUUAAGGGAGGUCACCACCCAGCAGUUAGAGGAAAACUUUGACUCGAUGUUCGAAAGAUUAGCCUCUGCGGAGUCGUCGACAAUAGGGGAGACUGAGCUGAGGAAUUUGUUGUAUUGCGAUUUUGCGAAUCCCAAAGCCGAUCAAAGACAUUACAUCGAAGUGCUCGAUUUGGAGCAGUUGAAGGAGAUUGUCGAGGGUUAUCUUGCCGAGUUUAACAACAUGACAAAAAAACCGAUGAAUUUGGUACUUUUUAGAUUUGCGAUUGAACAUUUAUCAAAGCUAUGUCGGAUAUUGAAGCAACCGCGAAGUCACGGCCUUUGCGUCGGAGUUGGGGGCUCUGGCAGGCAAUCACUCACACGUCUCGCGGCUCAUAUAUCCGAAUACGAACUCUUCCAAGUGGAGAUCACUAGGUCUUAUGGAGUUCCCGAAUGGAGGGAGGAUGUUAAAGUGAUAUUAAGGAAAGCGAGUGCGACGGAUCAACACGGAGUUUUCCUAUUCACAGACUCGCAAAUAAAAGAAGAGGGUUUUCUGGAAGACAUCAGCAAUUUGAUGAAUUCCGGAGAAGUUCCUAAUAUAUUUACAGGCGAGGAACGCGUCGAACUGUGUGAAAAGAUGCGACAGUUGGACAGGCAAAGAGAUAAGUCUCUGCAAACCGACGGAAGUCCGGUCGCACUUUACAACUUUUUCGUGCAAAUUGUCAAAGAACAAUUACAUAUCGUGUUGGCAAUGAGUCCUAUAGGAGACAGUUUCAGGACACGUAUAAGAAAAUUCCCUGCGAUUGUGAAUUGCUGCACGAUAGAUUGGUUUCAAGCGUGGCCUGAAGACGCCUUAUUAGCCGUAGCAACGCGAUUCUUGGGGGAAAUUGAUUUGGAAACUCGGGAAAGAGACGUCUGCAUUGACAUGUGCCAAAUGUUUCACACAACAACUCAACAACUUUCCGACGAGUAUUAUACAAGAUUACAACGCCAUAAUUAUGUUACUCCAACAUCUUACUUAGAGUUAAUAAACACCUUCAAAACUUUUCUUAAUAGGAAACGACAGGAAGUACUUACCGGAAAAAAACGUUACGAAGUCGGGUUAGAAAAACUAGAGCAUGCUGGGUCACAAGUGUCAGUCAUGCAAGCAGCAUUGGAAACUCUGCAACCAGCUUUGGUCGAAGCCGCAGCCAAGGUUUCCGAAACGAUGAAAAAAGUCGAAGCUGAAUCUGCCGAAGCAGCCGAAGUCGAGAAAACGGUUAUGGCUGACGAAGCCGUGGCUAAUGAGCAAGCCCAAAAAGCGCAAGCUAUCAAAGACGAAUGCGAUGCCAACUUAGCCGAAGCUAUGCCAAUCUUAAACGCGGCUCUUGCAGCCUUAAACACUCUCACAACUGCUGAUAUUGCCGUCGUCAAAACAAUGAAAAGUCCUCCGAAAGGAGUAAGACUUGUUAUGGAAGCAGUCUGUAUUUUGAAAGACGUCAAACCUGAAAAAUUACCAUUACCGAGCGGUAUAGGGACCUACGAAGACUAUUGGGGUCCUUCAAAGAAAGUCCUCGGCGACAUGAAAUUUUUGGAUAGUUUAAUCAACUUCGAUAAGGAUAACAUACCACCCAAAAUAAUGGCAAAACUGGCCGAAAAAAUUCUCAACGAUGAAAGUUUUGACCCUGAGAAAAUCAAAGUGGCUUCGACAGCAGCUGAGGGUUUGAGCAAAUGGGUUAUUGCAAUUUCUAAAUAUGACAAAGUAGCAAAAGUCGUGGCUCCAAAGAAAUUGGCUUUGGCUGCUGCUGAAGCUGAGUUUCAGACUGCAAUGACCGCUCUCGAGAUUAAAAGACAACAAUUGAGGGAAGCAAGAGAAAAAGUUGCGAAAUUGGAAGCUGCUCUUGAUGCUGAAAAUAAAAAGUUUCAAAAUUUGACUGAUGAGGUGAAUUUGUGUACUUUGAAACUACACAGAGCUGAGGAAUUAAUUGGAGGGCUUGGGGGCGAAAAAACGAGAUGGAUGGCAACGGCUAAAGCUUUGGGGGAGAGGUAUUACAUGUUGACGGGGGAUAUUUUGAUUGCUGCUGGGGUUGUGGCGUAUUUGGGGCCGUUUACUUUGCAGUUUAGAAAUAAACAGAUUGAGGAGUGGAUUCAUGCGUUAAUUGGGUAUAAUAUCGUGUGCUCAAAAGACUUUUCCUUGACUGCGACUUUGGGAGAACCGGUGGAAAUCAGAGCCUGGAAUAUUUUUGGACUUCCGACUGACAGUUUUAGUAUUGACAAUGGUAUAAUUAUAAAAAAUGCGAGAAGAUACGCGUUGAUGAUUGAUCCACAAGGACAAGCUAAUAAAUGGAUUAAAAACAUGGAAAAGUCUAAAAACUUGGCAAUAAUUCGGUUAAAUCAGCCUGAUUAUGUCAGAAUUCUUGAGAAUGCUAUUCAAUUUGGGCAACCUGUUCUUUUGGAAAAUAUUGGUGAAGAGUUGGAUCCGAUUUUGGAACCAGUUUUAGCCCAACAAAUUUUUAAACAGAGUGGCGCUCUUUGUUUAAAAUUGGGAGACUCGGUUGUUGAGUAUAAUCCUGAUUUUAGAUUAUUUAUAACUACAAAACUGAGAAACCCUCAUUAUCUGCCUGAAGUGGCAGUUAAAGUGACUUUGGUAAACUUUAUGAUAACAACUGUAGGUUUGGAGGAUCAAUUGUUAGGUAUCACGGUGGCUAAAGAACGACCCGAUUUAGAAGCCGAGAAAAAUGCUCUUAUUCUUCAAGGAGCUGAGAAUAAACGUGCUUUGAAAGAAAUAGAAGAUAAAAUUUUAGAAGUUUUGAGUACUUCUCAAGGUAAUAUUCUAGAGGACGAAACUGCCGUGCAGAUUUUAAGUUCGUCCAAAACUCUGUCAAAUGAAAUUGCUGCAAAACAAGCAAUUGCAGAGGUAACUGAACAGCAAAUUGAUAAGGCUAGAAUGGAGUAUAAACCGAUAGCUGUUCAUUCCGCGAUAUUAUUUUUUACGAUCGUCGAAUUGGCAAAUAUCGAUCCUAUGUAUCAAUAUUCACUGGUGUGGUUCAUGAACUUAUUUAAAGCUGCUAUUGACAAUACCGAAAAAGUCGAUGAUGUCGUCGAACGUCUAGUUGAUUUGGAAAAAUACUUUACUUACUCUCUUUAUGUUAAUAUAUGUCGAAGUUUAUUUGAAAAAGAUAAACUGUUAUUUUCACUUUUGCUGACUGUCAACUUGCUAAAAAGUCGUGACGCUAUCGAUUUAGCCGAAUGGAUGUUUCUUUUAACGGGAGGUGUUGGCUUAGAUAAUCCUAAUGUAAAUCCAUCCGACUGGUUGGUGACUAAAUCCUGGGAUGAACUGUGUCGACUCGACGAGUACCCAGCUUUCGUAGGGAUAAAAGAUAGUUUUGGGCAAAAUUUAAGCAAAUGGAAAGAGAUGUUCGAUUCGGUUGAGCCACAAGACCACCCUCUGCCGGCGCCUUGGGACAAGAAGCUAUCACAGUUUCAAAAAAUGUUAGUUCUUCGAUGUAUCAGGUUUGAUAAAGUGGUCCCUGCUAUCCAAGAAUUUGUCACAGAUAAUUUGGGGAAGAAAUUUAUCGAGCCUCCACCUUUUGAUUUAUACUCCUCAUUUACCGAUUCCCACUGCUGCGUACCCUUGAUUUUCGUCCUAACCCCUGGAGCCGAUCCGACGGCAGUUUUGUUGAAAUUUGCGGAUGAUCAGGGCUUUGGAGCGGCGCGAUUAUUUGCGUUAUCGUUGGGGCAAGGCCAAGGGCCUAUCGCCGUUAAAUUGAUCGACGAAGGGAUCCGAAACGGCACUUGGGUAGUUCUUCAGAACUGUCAUUUGGCGAAAAGUUUUAUGCCGACGCUCGAACGGAUUUGCGAGAACCUUACUCCGGAUUCGACUCAUCCGGACUUUCGUCUGUGGUUGACUUCGUAUCCCGCCGAACAUUUCCCCGUUCUCGUUUUACAAAACGGUGUUAAGAUGACGAACGAGCCGCCGAAGGGGUUAAGAGCCAAUAUAAUACGAUCCUAUUUGAGCGAUCCUAUAUCUGAUCCUGAAUGGUUCGAGAGUUGCACACAGAGCGUGCCUUUUAAGAGACUCCUCUAUGGCCUGUGCUUCUUUCAUGCGUCGGUACAAGAAAGAAGGAAAUUCGGGCCUCUGGGAUGGAAUAUUCCCUACGAGUUUAACGAGACAGAUUUGAGAAUAAGCGUAAUGCAGCUUCUCAUGUUUCUGAAUGAGUACGAGGACAUUCAAUACGACGCCUUGCUGUACUUGACCGGCGAAUGCAACUACGGUGGUCGAGUGACCGACGAUUGGGACAGGAGAUGUCUCUCGACGAUACUCCGGAAGUUUUAUUGCAAGGAACUCGUCGAAACUCCGAAUUACCCUUUUGAUCCUACAAAAAAAUAUUACUGUCCAGACAAGGAAGAUUAUGAAGAAUUCAUGGAGUAUACAAAAUCGUUACCUUUGAUCACUCAUCCGGAAGUAUUCGGAAUGAACGAAAACGCAGAUAUUAUGAAAGAUCAACAGGAAACAAAUUUGAUGUUUAGCAGUAUUUUGCUCACGCAGGAUGCUCAUUCUACAGGGGGUAGUACGAAGUCCCCCGACGAGAUAGUUUUAGAGGUGGCUGCCGACAUUUUGGCCAAGUUGCCUAAAAAUUAUGACCGCGAUGCAGCAAUGGAGAAAUACCCGACUUUAUACGCCCAAAGCAUGAACACAGUUUUAGUCCAAGAAAUGAACAGAUUCAAUCGUCUUCUCUCCGAAAUUCGCUCAAGUUUAAUAAACGUUGGAAAAGCAAUAAAGGGCAUAAUUGUAAUGUCUCCCACUCUGGAAGAAGUGACCGUUAGUAUUCUGACCGGAAGGAUUCCGAACUUGUGGAUGAAAAAAUCGUAUCCAUCGCUGAAACCGUUGGGAAGUUACGUUAACGACUUUUUAGCACGUUUAGCCUUCCUGCAGAAAUGGUAUGAGGAAGGCGCCCCAUCGACUUAUUGGUUAUCGGGGUUCUUCUUUACGCAAGCUUUCCUGACAGGGGCUCAACAGAAUUACGCAAGGAAGUAUAGAAUACCGAUCGACUUGCUUGCAUUUGAUUACGAGGUCUUGAGAGAGACACAUAUAACUACAGCGCCUGACGAUGGGGUUAUUGUCUAUGGACUGUUCUUAGAUGGGGCGAGAUGGGACAAAAAUAUGAUGAUUUUGGAAGAGUCUCUGCCGAAGGUGUUGUACGAUGUGGUGCCACAUAUUUGGAUGAAACCCAUGAAACGUGAUGAGAUCAAGCCGAAGGAAACUUAUUUAUGUCCGAUUUAUAAAACUUCAGAAAGACGAGGGGUUUUGUCAACGACGGGUCAUUCCACCAACUUUGUAAUUGCAAUGACACUACCAACUAAAAAGCCUGAAAAGCACUGGAUAAUGCGAGGUGUUGCUAUGCUGUGUCAAUUAUCGCAGUAAUGAUGAAAAAGGAUAAUUUAAGUCAUUUUUCAUAUUUAUAUUGUGAUAGAUGGGUUUUGCGUAUUUGUAUUUCUACUUUAUUUACGUCUGGAUGCACUUUUGUAUCACUUUUUUACAAAUAUAUUUUUAUUUCUGA